AUGAAUACCAAUAGAUCAAUGAAAGUUAAAGCAAAAGCAAUAUUUCGACCUCAACAUAAAGGGUUCGUUAACACUAUCUACGCCAAUCUAUAUAACGAGACCAAAGAGUUUCUUGAAGAUCAAAACGGUGCGAUAACACUUUUGAGAUCGUACCGUGGUCCACACGUUUCUCCAAUCAAAUUGAAACCACAUUGCUUCUCUCCACUUUACAUCUCUCAUCUCCUUCAACAAUCCAUCUCCCAUACUCGGUUUUGUCAAGAUUUGGGUGAAAAGAUUGCUCAUAAUUGUGCUUAUCUCAGCGGAUUGCCUUUAAUUUUUGAAAUGUUCGUCGUCGUAGAGUUGACCCAAGAAGUUCUAAUUACGUUGCCCUCUGCCUCUGUUGCUGUCCCGUCAAAAGCUGCUUCGAGUGAUGUGUUACAAAGACUGGUGGAAGAACAGAAGGUAGAGUCAAUUGAUUUGGAAGAAGAGAAGAAGACAUGUUCGAUUUGUAUGGAGAACUUGAAUUCGGAAUCAUCAUCGGAAAACAUCAUUAGUUGUUUACAUUUGUUUCAUCAAAGUUGCAUCUUUGAGUCGGAGAGUUCCGUUCGAGGAAAUAUCAUGAAACCGUGUGAAGCCUUGAAGAUUAGGUUACGUUACGGUUUUUAG
Molecule: messenger RNA, 645 nt
Organism: Arabidopsis thaliana (thale cress)
Lineage: Eukaryota; Viridiplantae; Streptophyta; Magnoliopsida; Brassicales; Brassicaceae
Product: RING/U-box superfamily protein
Exons: 1
Coding region: 1-645 (214 amino acids)
Source: RefSeq, marked reviewed